AUGCAUAAAGUUUGUUUGUACAUAUCACCGGCUCCGAAUCCGAAACCUGGGAAUUUCGUACGUGAAAAUAAUGAUAAAAAUAUAAUAGAAACGGAAAAUGUAUUGCCCUGGUGGAUGAAAGAUAGAAACAGUAGUAAUAAUAAAGCCAUUUAUUGCAAAAGGCAAAAUAAAAUUGUUGUCGGUUUGCCUUUGAACAACGAUGAGAAUUUUAAAAACGUUAAAAAAUCAUUUUCAUCGACGACUUUUAAAGAUCCGGAGCAUAAAAAGUCCGAAUUGUUUUUAAAAAAAACCGGUUAA
Messenger RNA from Pediculus humanus corporis (human body louse), 297 nucleotides. RefSeq lists its product as uncharacterized. The record is from RefSeq and is a predicted model, not a curated record. Bases 1 to 297 code for a protein of 98 amino acids. NCBI's taxonomy places the organism in Eukaryota, Metazoa, Arthropoda, Insecta, Psocodea, Pediculidae. The transcript has 2 exons.